GGAUGCGGUUCGGCGGAGGCGGCCGCCACAGGGACUCGCCGCCAUCACCUUUGCCUCCGCGGCCGCAGCCGCCGCCGCAGCCGCAGCGGAGAGGAGCCGCCGCCAGAACUGCCCGCCGCCGCCCCGCGCGCCCGGUAAAAUACUCAGCUGUAUGGGAUAGUGCAUAAAUCUUGGAAGACUACAAUAAAGCGGCAAUGUCUCGGGAACCCACCCCACCUCUCCCUGGAGAUAUGUCUACUGCUCCUAUAGCAGAAAGCUGGUGUUAUACACAGGUUAAAGUAGUAAAAUUUUCCUACAUGUGGACCAUUAAUAACUUCAGUUUUUGUCGAGAAGAAAUGGGUGAAGUGUUAAAAAGUUCAACGUUCUCAUCUAGCCCAAGUGACAAAAUGAAAUGGUGCCUGAGGGUAAAUCCAAAAGGAUUAGAUGAUGAAAGUAAAGACUACUUGUCCUUAUAUUUACUUUUAGUCAGCUGCCCAAAAAGUGAAGUUCGAGCAAAAUUCAAAUUUUCCCUUCUGAACGCUAAAAGGGAAGAAACAAAAGCAAUGGAAAGCCAAAGAGCAUAUCGAUUUGUACAAGGAAAGGACUGGGGUUUUAAAAAAUUCAUUCGAAGGGAUUUUUUGCUUGAUGAAGCUAAUGGUCUUUUACCAGAUGACAAGCUUACGUUAUUUUGUGAGGUGAGUGUGGUCCAAGAUUCAGUAAAUAUAUCAGGGCAUACUAAUACAAAUACUUUGAAGGUUCCUGAAUGUCGACUAGCAGAAGAUUUAGGUAAUCUCUGGGAAAACACAAGAUUUACAGAUUGCAGUUUUUUUGUGAGAGGACACGAAUUUAGAGCUCAUAAAUCUGUACUUGCAGCUCGAUCCCCAGUUUUUAAUGCAAUGUUUGAACAUGAAAUGGAAGAAAGCAAAAAGAAUCGAGUGGAAAUAAACGAUGUAGACCCCGAGGUUUUUAAAGAAAUGAUGAGAUUCAUUUACACAGGGAAAGCACCAAACCUUGACAAAAUGGCUGACAGCUUGUUGGCAGCUGCAGACAAAUAUGCACUGGAACGGCUGAAGGUCCUGUGUGAAGAAGCUUUGUGUAGUAACCUCUCAGUGGAAAAUGUUGCUGAUACCCUUGUCCUUGCAGAUUUGCACAGUGCAGAACAGUUGAAAGCACAAGCCAUAGACUUUAUUAAUAGGUGCAGUGUACUUCGACAGCUUGGGUGUAAAGAUGGGAAAAACUGGAACAACAACCAAGCAACGGACAUAAUGGAAACAUCAGGGUGGAAGUCCAUGAUUCAGUCUCACCCUCAUUUAGUAGCAGAAGCCUUCCGAGCACUAGCAUCUGCACAGUGUCCACAGUUUGGCAUUCCACGCAAACGGCUAAAACAGUCCUGAAAUCUUCCAUGAAUUGUAGAAAAAUGGAAUUGACUUUUAUUCCUCCAGGUCCAGAAGAAUUCUAAUAGACAAACCAUAAGCAAGAGUUGUUUCUGUUGUCUUGUCCACAGAACAGAAGCUGAAAAAGCGUAUGGCUUGCAUUUCAGGUGGAUAAUUUAUGGUUUAUUCUUCAGCUUUAAAUUAGACUGACUAUACUCUAACUCACUUCAAGGCCUUAAAUUAUCUCCAGUGACUUCUCUUGUUCAUAUGAUACUUUAAUUUUUUUAUUGUGCCUUGUCAUUUUGACCAAGGCUAUGCAGGAUUGCACUAGCUCCAUAAUGCAGUAAUAUUGACAACUGAAGAUAUUAAGUUUCAAAAGGAUCUUCCAUUAGCUUCAGAAAAGCAAAAUUAAUUUUCUAGGGUUUGUGCUAUGCUAUCUCAAAGUUUAAGACUAGUUUCUUAAAAGCACUUGUAUUGGAGAUAACUGUUAAUGUCUCCAGCCUGAAUUCUAUAAAUACAGGAGAACCUGCUUACCUUCAAGGUAAGUUAUGGCAAUACACUGCUUCAGUUCUAAUUUAUUUUCAUUUCAGGGGCAAUUAUGCAAUGAGUUGGCCCAAAUUUUUAGUAGAAUUUGUGAUGUUUAUAUGUUAACUGUCUAGAAAACUAAGAAGCAUAACAAACCUUUGCUUGUGUUUCUUUGUGGGUUUAUCCAAGUUUACAAUUAUUGAGAACUGAUUGAAGAUAAGAUUUCAAUAAGAAGAAAGCAUGUUUUGUGCUGAAUUAAUUUUUUUUUUAAUUUAUAGUGGCCUACAUUUAUAUGAAGAAUUCUGUACAUGUUAAAAGUAAGGAUGACCAAAUGUAAAUUCAAUGAGUGGGCCAAUUAAGAGAGAGAUAUAUGCACUUUUAAUGUGUAACUUUUGUAUGCUGAAUGGUACAUAUAUUUUUUUGCUUUUGAGGGAAUUAAUAAGGUAUAGUUAAUUGUGUCUUAACUUUUGAAAUAAUUUUUUAAGACAGAUGGAGGUAACUGGCUGUUUGUGAUAUAAUAGAUAAAGAUAUCCUUCAUUGUAGUUAAAUUGGUUUCCAUUUCAAUUAAAUUCAUUCUUUUUUUUAUCACACAUUGGAAAAGGCAUCUGAACAAUACGUGAAUCCUGGAUGGUCUACUCUCCUAAAAUCAACAAACAGAUACUAUUUACAGACUAAAGGAGAGAACCCUCAGAAACUUGUCAGGCCACAUUCUGAACCUUCCUCAUCCCCUUAGUUUUUUCCUUUCUGUUUCAGUUACUGUAUAACAUUGUGGUGGAUGAUACUGAAAUUCUGCAUAAUGUGAACAGGAUAAACUAUUUAUAAACUGCUUUUCAUGGGCCAGUUCUUUAUUAUAAAUGAAUUUCAGCUUUAAACACAUACACAUGCUCAGUGUUGGAUAGCUCUGUUCACAGUAGAGGUCUGUUCCACAUCUGGUCUCCUGAACUAGGGCAGCGUGCUUCUUAGGCAAGAUUGAUGUUGGACCACAAGGGGAAAAGUGUGUCACUGGAAAAAAAAUGCACAUACCUAUAUAUUUGCAUACAUAACUAUUCUCCAGAUUAAAAUUUGUAUAAUUUGUUUAUUUAGUUUUUUUAAUGUAGUACAAAAGGAAAAUAAUCCUGAAGUCUUAAAAGUUUUUUUUGUUAUUUCUUUGUUAGAUUCUCACCGAGCAAUUCUAAUAUAUCAAGAGUGAUUCAUAUUUACAUUGAACAACACUUUCAAAUACACAUUUGUUGUCCAUAACUAACGAGUUUGAAAGAUCUUAUUUCUUAGAUAUCUUCAUUUUGCUCUUUGUAAUUUCAUUGAGUCUUUGUUAUGUUAACUUAAGUUUUAAAUUGGAAGAAUACCUUGGGAUAGAAGAAAGAUUCUUACAUAUUCAUCAGUGCUAUAGUAAGCAGAAGUUCACUUUCUUAACUUUGCUAUAAGAUUGAAUUCAUUAAAUUUGCAAUGUACAAUUUAAAAAAAUACAUGCCCACAUAUAUAUAUACUAAGAUUUUAAUUUAUAUUUUGCCUGGGUCUUAUAAGAAAACAAAAACUCUUUCCUUGGGCUAUAGAAUUUUGUUGUCAUAAAAAAAAAAAAAAAGCUGGUAUACCCAUGUAUAUCAAAUGCACAAAGGCACAUUGUGAAUUAAUUCACUGCUUGAAUCUACAUUUCUAACUAUAGUGACUUCACUAAUACCAUAUAAUGAACAUUUCAGAUUUCCCUCACUUGUUUUCAUGUUUAUUGAAAAUCUUAAGGUUUUUAUUAUAAGUAUUAUUUUAGUUUGGUAGUACAUUUUGUACCAAAAACGUCAAACACUGUGCUGUAAGAAGAUCCAUGUUUGUAGAAAUGUCCACUUUUCAGAUAAUAUAAUGCCUACCUUUAUACUAACAGAACCAUAUAGUAGCUGAUUUAUUUUUUUUAUUUAUUAUGUAUAUUUUUGGUAUUGUGUGGGUUCUUGAGGCUGUGAUAGAAAACUGUUAAUGUAUUCUGAAAUGAUUGCUCUAAUAGCCUUUUUUUGUUAUUAAAAUUCAUUGUUUUCAGUAGGCAUUGAUUCUGUGCAGAGCAGUCUUGCCUUUUGAUUAUCAGCCUGCUCCUGUUUCUCUUUUGUCAUCCAAACAGAACUUAUUUUAAAAAGUAGUGACUGGUUUUAAACAUUACAUAAAUACAAAAGUAAACAUUGGAAAACUGUUCUUUAGCUUCAGAUAGGGAAAUUUGUGCCUUUUUUUGUUUUUGAAUUUUAAUGUGUAUUGGUAUUUGGAGCACAAAUAUGAAGGUGCCAUAAUAUUAUGGCUGCCAUUGUUACCUCCUUGAAUAUUCGUGUGUCGUUGUCUUAAAAUAGUAAUUGGAGAACCUUGCAUGUAUUAUGUGGAUAUUUAGGCAUCUGUGUGCACGCUUGCGUGCAUGUGUGUGCGUGAGUGUACUUGUGUGUGAUAUAUUCAAAAGAGUGAAUUUUUAAAACUAGGACUCAAGUUAAACAUUGAAAGUUCAAGCUAGUUGAAAUAUAUCAUUUAAAAGUGCUUUACUUGGGACAGUUGAUUGAUAGUCUCUCAAAAGUGUGACUAAUUUAUUGCAUGACAAACAGUGCCUUUUUAGGACAUCAUUAAUUCUAAAAUUAAGUUUAAAAUAUUAAUGAUCUCUUAAAAUGUCAUGAACAUUAUUGGCUUUUAAAAAACUAUACCUAAGUUAGAGCUUAAAUUGCCAAAAGUAUAAUUACUAAUUUACUUACCCAUUUAAGUUUUGUGCAUAAAUUUUAAAACCUAAGCAGAAUUCUUUAUAAAAUUGUGAAUCAUAGAUGCUACCCAAUGUUACUAAAAUAUAACCCUGGGGACUUCAGUAAGUUGUUUUGUUAUAUUCACAAGCUUUUUUCAUAGCCAAGUAUACUUCAAGUAUUGAAUUAUUCCAAGUUGGACUUCCAUGCUCUUUGUUGAAUAAAAUAAAAAUAUUCAAUAUAUUCUUGCAAAAUAAGGUGGGUGGGUGGGUUUUAGUGUUUUCAGAUUAUAAAGACAGCACUUUCACACACAGGAGUAUUUUGCAAACCUUUUAUACAGAUUAUGAGCUCUACUUUAUUUAAGUGUUCAUGGAAUGAUGUAAAUUUUAGGUCCAUUUGAAUAAAUUUAGAGUGCCUACCAUAUGCAAGACUUCCUUUUCACUAGGAAUUAAAUCAUCACACCGUGUUUUCUGCUUGCAGUAUGUGGACUUAAUGUUUGAAAAGGAAUUCUUAUAUUUAAAUUUUUUCUGUUAGAGUUUAUCAUUGAAUACUGUAACCCAGAUAAUUGUGCAUUCAGGUUUUUAGAAUGAAGAUAAAACUUAAGUGAGUCCCACUUUUGAAGAUAAAAUUCUGCUAAAGUUAUUUAAAUUUUAGUUCUGGGGGAAAUUGAUAUUCAAGUUUCAAAUGUAUAAAGACUUAUAUCGAACUUUUCAGCCUCAUUUUUAAUCAGCUCAUGUUGAUGAGAUACAUACUUUUGGUAUCUUGUUGCUGAAAAUAUUUUUGGCAUUUCAGCACUUUGCGUUAAAAUAAAGUUGUUACUACUUAUUCAGAA
This is a messenger RNA of Pipistrellus kuhlii (Kuhl's pipistrelle), 5396 nucleotides long. It is a transcript of the gene SPOPL, whose product is annotated as speckle type BTB/POZ protein like. The coding region runs from base 195 to 1373 and encodes 392 amino acids. Gene Ontology annotation, molecular function: ubiquitin protein ligase binding. The record is from RefSeq and is a predicted model, not a curated record. Gene Ontology annotation, cellular component: cytoplasm; nucleus. Gene Ontology annotation, biological process: regulation of proteolysis; proteasome-mediated ubiquitin-dependent protein catabolic process. Lineage: Eukaryota; Metazoa; Chordata; Mammalia; Chiroptera; Vespertilionidae. The transcript has 11 exons.